CGACAACGUUGUUUUUCUCAACCCAUACUGCUCCGAUCUUAUCUCAUCACUUCGACCGGUGCCACCACAUUUAUCGUGCAAGUCCACUUCCACUUGGUGUUCAAACAUGACUAUGCGCCAUAUGGCCUCGCAUCAGACCGUAGACGCGGUCCUCACGAAAUGUGCGACUUUCUUGACAUUCAAAGCGAAGCCUGGGAACAACAAUCUUGCCACAAUCCGCUCGACCUUGGCCAGCUUGGGCGACCUCACCAAGAACAUUGGCAUUCGCGAUCUUCGCUCCAAUCUGACAUGUACCGUCGGGAUAGGCAGCGACAUUUGGGACCGCCUGACACGAGCAUCGCGACCAAAGGAACUUCGCCCUCUGCCUGUGCUCAAAGGCCGUGUCCACGCAACUGUGUCGACCCCGGCAGACCUGCUGUUCCACAUUCGCGCAGACAGAAGAGAUCUCUGUUUCGAGCUCGAGAGGCAGGUCAUGGACGGCUUGGGUGACUCUGUCGAUCUCACUGACUCAACCGUCGGCUUCCGGUAUUUCGAUGCCCGCGAUCUUCUUGGGUUUGUGGACGGCACGGCGAACCCUGUAGGGCCAGCCGUCAUGCCCUCAGCCAUUGUCGCCGAGGAAGAGGACUUCGCGGGCGCCGGUGGGAGCUACGUAGUCGUGCAAAAGUACAUACACGACCUCGACCGCUGGAAGAAGCUCAAGGUCGAAGAGCAAGAGUCCAUCAUCGGCCGCACCAAGGUUGAGAACAUGGAGCUUGACGACGCCCCGGAGGGCACGCAAGCAGCGCACAAGACCCUAGCCUCCAUAACCGACGAUGACGGCAAUGAACAGGACAUUGUGAGGGAAAACAUGCCCUUUGGAUCACCAGCCUCUGGCGAGUAUGGCACGUACUUCAUUGGCUACUCGUCAAAGCUCUGGGUCACGGAAAAGAUGCUGGAGCGCAUGUUUGUGGGAUCGCCGCCGGGCAUGCAUGAUCGCAUCUUGGACUACUCGACGCCAGUCACAGGGAGCACAUUCUUUGCACCUUCGGCAGACAUGCUUGAGAGUCUGGACCAAGUUCAGGAUUAAGCAUGUUGCCAUCAUCGCAUCUAACGAGCCGGGCACUUUGCCCACCCAGACUUUUGGCUCUUCGCUAAUAUCGCCGUUGAUGCCCACCAAUGUCCUGGAUGAGACAAGCUCAUGUUUUCCCUGGCUACUGUUGAGAAGCGCACCAAUUGCGAGAGCCUGAAAAGUAAUAAAGCUACUAUCGU
Molecule: messenger RNA, 1248 nt
Organism: Microdochium trichocladiopsis
Lineage: Eukaryota; Fungi; Ascomycota; Sordariomycetes; Xylariales; Microdochiaceae
Exons: 1
Coding region: 107-1066 (319 amino acids)
Cellular component (GO): cytosol
Molecular function (GO): peroxidase activity; heme binding
Source: RefSeq, a predicted model, not a curated record